Molecule: messenger RNA, 981 nt
Organism: Tripterygium wilfordii
Lineage: Eukaryota; Viridiplantae; Streptophyta; Magnoliopsida; Celastrales; Celastraceae
Product: protein LURP-one-related 17
Exons: 2
Coding region: 191-838 (215 amino acids)
Source: RefSeq, a predicted model, not a curated record
CCUCCAAUUAGGUAAGAUUUGUCUUAUGAUACCAAUCUCUCGAAACCCCAACACCACUUGCCAUGUCUCCCACCUACAAACCAAAUUUAGAAGCAAAAUGAACCACGCCAAUCAAGCCUAUUCUGCUAUAUAUAUGUAUAUGUAUGUGUACUUCCUCCUAGAUUCAUUAGCCUAAAGUGUGGAGAGAACGAUGAAGAUCUUGUCUUUCAUAAGAUCUUUCUCAAGAUCAGUUCAUGAAGAACAUCAAGGAACAAAAUACUUCAAGGCUGAUCAACAAGAAGUACUUGAAUGUGCAUCAUCACUAACAGUGUGGAGAAAAUCGCUUCUCUUGAGUUGUAAUGGCUUCACAGUGAUCAAUUCCAACGGAAAUCUAGUGUACAGGGUUGAUGACUAUAUCCAUCGCCGCCGCAGCAGACCGGACGAGCUCAUCUUGAUGGACGGCUUUGGGAAAUCCCUACUAACAAUGCACCGGUCCAAGCUUAGAUUGGCGGAUAAUUGGGUUGUGUAUGAAGGAGAAGCAAGCAAGUCAUCGUCAAAUGAGCCAAUCUUUUAUGUAAGGAAGCAUAUCAAUAUUCUACAUGGCAAUCCCAUUACUAGUGUACUGGCAUACGUAUAUGAGGGUAAGAGACGAGCAUAUAGGAUUGAAGGCUCGUAUCAUAAUCGAUCGUGCAAAGUUUUUGAUGAUUCGAGAAGGGUGGUGGUGGAGAUCAAGCGAAAGGACAACAUCAUCGGAGGCAUUCCUUUCGAGAAAGACGUUUUUGUUUUAGAAGUAAUGCCAGGUUUUGAUCCUGGAUUUGCAAUGGCACUAGUUCUGCUAUUAGAUCAAAUGUUUUCUUAAUUUUAUUUUUUCUUCUGUUGUUGUUGUUGUUGUUCUUUGUGAAUAUAUUCUUUCACUUGAAAAGUUGCGGUGUAGAACUUUGUGCUUUUAUAUGUCUCGUAGAAUAACCUUUGUGGUCAAAAAAAUGAAAAGCGUAAAAGGAA